UCCCUUGUGACUCCGCAGCCAUGUUCGGCUAGAGCAAGGCGUCCAGGCUCCGCAGCAGAUGUGUUGCUCCAUAACUGAUAACGCUGGAUAUAAAUUUGUUGCUUGCACACAUUCAGGGAGUGAAUUUCUUUCGGACAAACCUAAACGCUGUGUUUGUGUUUCGAAGGUGAAGAGGCGGAAGGAGAUCUGGUCUGGACGUCAUGGCCUCUCGCAAGAAGGUGCUGCUUAAGGUGAUCAUCCUUGGUGAUUCUGGGGUUGGAAAGACUUCUUUAAUGAACCAGUAUGUUAAUAACAAGUUCAGCAACCAAUAUAAGGCCACGAUCGGCGCCGACUUUUUGACCAAAGAGGUGAUGGUGGACGACAGGCUGGUCACCAUGCAGAUUUGGGACACAGCCGGACAGGAGCGUUUUCAGUCUCUGGGCGUGGCGUUCUACAGGGGCGCCGACUGCUGCGUGCUGGUCUACGACGUCACAUCUCCAAACACCUUUAAGACUCUGGACAGCUGGAGGGACGAGUUCCUGAUCCAAGCUAGCCCUCGCGACCCUGAGAACUUCCCCUUCGUCGUGCUCGGAAACAAGAUCGACUUGGAGAACAGACAGGUUACUACAAAGCGAGCUCAGGCAUGGUGUCAAAGCAAGAACAACAUCCCUUAUUUUGAGACCAGUGCCAAAGAAGCGAUCAACGUGGACCAGGCUUUCCAAACCAUUGCUCGCAAUGCACUUAAACAGGAGACUGAGGUGGAGCCAUACGAUUUUCCCGACCAGAUCAAGCUACGAGAUGACAGACCUGUCACCUCGAACGAUGGCUGCAGCUGCUGAGGGAGGAAAAAAAAAAAAAAAAGCUGAUGGCAAGGAGGGAAAGAGAUGACCGUGAUCUAGCAGAGACCGAACAACAACAACAAAAAAAAAACAAAAAAACAAAAACAAGCCCACCCUUGCCAUGAUUGUCAUCUCUUCUUCCUCCAAGACCUCCAGGGUUCGAAAUACCAUGUGACAGCGUCCCUUUCUUUCCAAGUCCCAUGCAGCACAUGGCAUCACGAAGCUACUUAGAGGAAAAGGGAGAGAGCAACUUCUUUCCUGCAGCAUAGCGAUCCUUUUAAAAACUCCAUCUCUCAGUAUCACUACUCUGUCAAAGACUGUCACUACACCCUCUUUUCCUUAAGCAGUUGUUUUUCUUUCAAAUCAUUGUGCCUUUGGUUCUGCAUCAUUCCACGUGUCUUAUGUAUUUCUAUGCUGAUCAUGCAUUCCCUACUGUAUAAAGUCCACCAGUGAUAAAGACGUCCAACCUGCCUGUAUUUGCAUGUCAUGAAUAUAUGAACAACUGAUCAUUCAUAAAAGGCAAUCGAGGACUAUAUACUGUCAUAACUAGAACGUUUGCUUGACCAUGAGGUUGCUUAAUGCACCAGGUGUGGUGCGAAUGGUGUUAACUAACAAAAUCCUGGCCACGCACAAUCACAUCAUAGUACACAACCACAUUCAUUUACACCAUUUAGGACAUUUCACAUUUACUUACAUUUAGAGUCAGUGCUUUAAACUUUGUCGUAGUCACCAUCAGGCUAUCUGGUACAUUUAGUUUAGGAAAACAGACAUGGAAGUGAGUCACAAGAGAGGAAAAGCAGAAGCACAGAACUUUACCCGCAUCCAAGUCUUUUCAUUCAUUGCUUCUCAUUUCAUGUCUUCAUCUUUGUACAUUUACAUAUUGUACUUGUAUUAAUAUAUAUAUAUAUAUAUAUAUAUACAUACCUUAUAUCAGAGAAUUUGUUUUAUAUUCCAGGAUGAAUAUGGUUUAAACAGUUUGAAAUUGAAAAAGAAGAGUAGUCUUUGGCAAAAUGUGCCAUUGGAACUUGGUAGUGUAUAUUCUAAGCCAAAUAGACAAAUAAAGAUUACAUUUACAACCAAA
Messenger RNA from Pangasianodon hypophthalmus (striped catfish), 1899 nucleotides. RefSeq names its product RAB7b, member RAS oncogene family (gene rab7b). NCBI's taxonomy places the organism in Eukaryota, Metazoa, Chordata, Actinopteri, Siluriformes, Pangasiidae. Gene Ontology annotation, biological process: phagosome-lysosome fusion; endosome to lysosome transport. Gene Ontology annotation, molecular function: GTPase activity; GTP binding. Gene Ontology annotation, cellular component: lysosome; late endosome; phagocytic vesicle. The record is from RefSeq and is a predicted model, not a curated record. The coding region runs from base 201 to 818 and encodes 205 amino acids. The transcript is spliced from 6 exons.